GCAUCAACUGCAGCGUAGACGCCAUGAGCAAGCGGCAACUGGGCGAGAUCAACGAUGAGAGCAUGGGCGAGUCCGAGGAAGGUUCGGGCGACGAAGAAGACAUUGUGCUCAAAUCCAAUGGCGACCAGAAGGAAACCGUAGACAUUGACUUUGUCUUCACGGAUCCAUGCGAGGAAAACUUCCACAGCGUCAAGCAACUGAUCAGUACUAACUUUCUCCCACCGACAGCGCUGGACACAUCCAACUUGGCUAAUAUUAUUGUUAGCCAAGUUAGCAUUGGGUCUAUGGUCUGCUGUGAAGGAGAAACGGACGUAUUUGGGUUCAUUACGGCGCUUAGCCUGAAGAGGUAUGCGAACGAGCCGUCCAUUCGACAAAUCGAGUCCCUCGUCCUCGACAAAUGUCCCAAGGACCUCAAGUCGCGUCUUACAUCGAUCUUGUCGACCAAGACCGUUGGUCUUGUCAUGAAUCGGCGCAUGAUCAACUUGCCAUACCAGUUGGUCCCGCACUUGCACAGCGCGUUGCAGCAGGACAUCGACUGGGCCAUCGAAAACACAGAAGACCCUGCAAUGAAGUCUUCGUUCAAGUUUGACUACUUCUUGAUUCUCGCUGGUGUGCAAGUCGAUAUUUCGUCUUUGAAGAAGCCUGCUGGUAAGAAGGCAAAAGGCUCAUACCCCGACCCAGCAGUCAAGUCGUUUGACAACUUUGAGGAAGAGUUCCUUGAAGCGCAAGCCGACCUCCACUUUACCGUUCCCACCGAGAACGUGCUCAAAGAAGGCUCUGGUUUCAGCACGGAACUGUCCGUCAUGCUCGUGUCGAGGCAAAAACACCAAGAAACGAUCGUUAGUAUGUCGCAGAUGCUCGCCGCGUAAGUCGAAGUCGUUUAUAAUAUUAGCCACACGCACACCAAUUCACUCGACUACAUCUUCCA
Molecule: messenger RNA, 928 nt
Organism: Aphanomyces invadans
Lineage: Eukaryota; Oomycota; Saprolegniomycetes; Saprolegniales; Verrucalvaceae
Exons: 2
Coding region: 24-869 (281 amino acids)
Cellular component (GO): nucleus
Source: RefSeq, a predicted model, not a curated record